GUGGCACGCCAAAAAGUCAAAAUUGGCAGAGACAAACAUAUAUUGAUUGUAUAGAGAGGAGAGGGUUCACUCCACGCUUGUUUAUUGGGGAAAGAAGGAAAAGAAAAACAGUUGAGAAUAUGGCGAUGGCAAAUUUGGCAAGACGGAAGGUGUUGAAGAGCGGCGUGAUAUUUAGGUAUUCAUUAUGUAGAGGGUUGGCGUCGUCGGGAUCUGAGGAAAACGAUGUGGUUGUUAUCGGCGGCGGUCCCGGAGGGUACGUGGCGGCGAUUAAGGCUGCUCAGUUAGGGCUGAAAACUACUUGUAUUGAGAAGCGUGGUACGCUCGGUGGAACUUGCCUCAACGUUGGCUGUAUUCCUUCCAAGGCUCUUCUUCAUUCCUCUCAUAUGUACCAUGAGGCGAAAACUAGCUUUGCUAAGCAUGGUGUUACCUUCGAUAAUGUUAAGGUUGAUCUUGCUGAAAUGAUGGGUCAAAAAGAUAAAGCCGUAUCCACUCUCACAAAAGGCAUCGAAGGCCUUUUUAAAAAAAACAAAGUCACCUAUCUCAAGGGCCACGGGAAGUUCAUCUCCCCUUCUCAGGUUUCUGUUGACACCGUUGAUGGUGGGACUGCUGUUGUCAACGGCAAGAACAUCAUAAUUGCCACCGGCUCUGACGUCAAGGGAUUACCCGGGAUCACCAUCGAUGAAAAGAGGAUCGUAUCAUCCACUGGAGCUUUAGCUUUGACAGAAAUCCCCAAGAGGCUCAUCGUCAUUGGGGCUGGCUACAUAGGCUUGGAGAUGGGCUCUGUCUGGGCCCGUCUCGGCUCAGAGGUCACCGUUGUGGAAUUUGCACCAGACAUCGUCCCCACAAUGGACGGUGAGAUCCGUAAGCAAUUUCAACGCUCCCUCGAGAAACAAAAAAUGAAGUUCAUGCUCAAAACUAAAGUGGUAGCGGUCGACACUUCUAGUGACGUUAUCAAACUGACCAUCGAACCAUCAGCUGGUGGUGAUCAGUCUGUACUAGAGGCUGAUAUUGUUCUUGUUUCCGCGGGUAGAAGCCCGUUCACAUCUGGACUUGGUUUGGAGAACAUCGGUGUUGAAACUGACAAAAUCGGCCGAAUCCCUGUAGAUUCAAGAUUCUCGACGAAUGUAAAGGGCGUUUUUGCCAUUGGUGAUGUGAUUCCAGGGCCUAUGUUGGCUCACAAAGCUGAAGAAGAUGGAAUUGCUUGUGUGGAAUUCAUUGCAGGAAAGGAAGGGCACGUAGACUAUGACAAGGUACCGGGUGUUGUUUACACGCAUCCGGAGGUGGCAUCUGUAGGAAAAACAGAGGAGCAGGUUAAGGAACUUGGAAUCGCAUACACUGUAGGGAAAUUUCCUAUGCUGGGAAACAGCAGAGCAAAGUCGAUCGAUGAUGCUGAAGGGAUGGUGAAGAUAAUAGCUGAGAAAGAGACGGAUAAGGUGUUAGGUGUUCACAUCAUGUGCUCAAAUGCUGGAGAACUGAUCCAUGAGGCUAGCUUGGCUUUAACAUAUGAGGCUUCAAGUGAGGACAUUGCACGCACCUGCCAUGCUCAUCCUACAUUGAGCGAGGCUGUCAAGGAGGCUGCCAUGGCCGCUUACGACAAGCCUAUUCACAUAUAGGCUCAAGCCAUCCACUUUUAUUUGAAGAAUAAAUAAUAUGAGCAUGGAUGGAAUAAUAAUUCUUUUGUUAUUGGGUGUUAUAUCUACGGCUCAUCAACUAUUUUGCGCUAGAUGUCUAGUGCUAUAGGUGUGUGUAUUUCUUCAUCUGCCAAUUUUGUUUCAUUGGUCGUGUCCUUUUCUUUUAACAAAAAUACAUACAUGUUCUAAAAAA
Molecule: messenger RNA, 1824 nt
Organism: Helianthus annuus (common sunflower)
Lineage: Eukaryota; Viridiplantae; Streptophyta; Magnoliopsida; Asterales; Asteraceae
Product: dihydrolipoyl dehydrogenase, mitochondrial
Exons: 2
Coding region: 120-1613 (497 amino acids)
Cellular component (GO): oxoglutarate dehydrogenase complex; mitochondrion
Molecular function (GO): flavin adenine dinucleotide binding; dihydrolipoyl dehydrogenase (NADH) activity
Source: RefSeq, a predicted model, not a curated record